Molecule: messenger RNA, 3038 nt
Organism: Menidia menidia (Atlantic silverside)
Lineage: Eukaryota; Metazoa; Chordata; Actinopteri; Atheriniformes; Atherinopsidae
Source: the annotation of a GenBank genome assembly
UACUUCGCGUUAGCCAAUCAUUGUGUUCGUUAUUCAGCCAAGCUAGCGCCAGUCCUGCGGACAUGCGCAGAAGGUCGCGGCGUAACACGCGUGUGGAGGAAGUGUACUGACAGGUCUGCAGCCUUCACCGCCGCCCUCACGCUCCUCACUCAACCGGCCAAACUGUGCUUUAUUCGCUCCGGGGAAAAUGUCGUGGCUGUUCGGACUGAACAAAGGGCAGCCGGAGCCGCCUCCGGGCCUGCCGCCCCAGCCUCCACCGCCUCCGCCGGCCGGGGGCUCGAGCGGCGGUGGAGAUAAACCCAAGGACAAAUGGAGCAACUUCGAUCCCACUGGUCUGGAACGCGCUGCCCAGGCAGCCAAAGAGCUCGACCAGUCCCGCCAUGCCAAAGAAGCUCUGGAGCUGGCUCGAAUGCAGGAGCAGAGCACACAGAUUGAGCACCAGAGUAAAAUGAAGGAGUACGAAGCAGCAGUGGAGCAGCUCAAAGGCGACCAGAUCCGCAUCCAAGCAGAGGAGAGGAGGAAAACGCUAAACGAGGAGACCAAGCAGCAUCAAGCGAGAGCUCAGUACCAGGAUAAGCUGGCCAGACAGCGAUAUGAGGACCAACUCAGGCAACAGCAAAUGCUGAAUGAGGAGAACCUUCGCAAACAGGAGGAGUCUGUGCAGAAGCAGGAGGCCAUGAGGAAAGCAACCAUAGAGCACGAGAUGGAGCUGAGACACAAGAACGAGCUUCUGCGAAUCGAGGCCGAGUCUAAAGCCCGAGCCCGCGUGGAGAGGGAAAACGCAGAUAUAAUCCGAGAGCAGAUCCGUCUGAAAGCUGCGGAACACAGGCAGACCGUCCUGGAGUCCAUAAAGACGGCAGGUACGGUGUUUGGAGAAGGAUUCAGGGCUUUUGUGUCAGACUGGGACAAAGUCACUGCCACGGUGGCAGGACUGACACUUUUGGCCGUGGGAGUGUAUUCGGCCCGAAACGCUACAGGGGUAGCAGGACGCUACAUCGAGGCCAGGCUGGGGAAACCCUCUCUAGUGCGAGAGACAUCCAGGUUCACUGUGGGGGAAGCCAUCAAACAUCCAAUUAAGACGGUCAAAAGAUUGAAGAGUAAACCUCAGGAUGCCCUUGAGGGAGUUGUGCUCAAUCCCCCCUUGGAGGAGCGCGUGCGCGACAUUGCCAUUGCAACAAGAAACACCAGACAGAACAACGGCCUGUACCGGAACAUCCUCAUGUACGGCCCUCCGGGAACGGGCAAAACGCUGUUUGCCAAGAAGCUGGCAAUGCAUUCUGGGAUGGACUACGCCAUCAUGACUGGCGGCGACGUGGCACCGAUGGGCCGCGACGGUGUGACCGCCAUGCACAAAGUCUUUGACUGGGCCGGCACAAGUCGGCGUGGGUUGCUGCUGUUCGUUGACGAAGCCGAUGCGUUUCUCCGCAAGAGAUCCACCGAGAAGAUCAGUGAAGACCUCAGAGCUACUUUGAACGCCUUCCUGUACCGCACGGGAGAACAGAGCAGCAAGUUUAUGCUGGUGCUGGCCAGUAACCAGCCGGAACAGUUUGACUGGGCCAUAAACGACCGUAUAGAUGAAAUAGUGAAUUUCGCCCUGCCUGGCCCGGAGGAGAGGGAGCGACUGGUGCGGCUGUACUUCGACAAAUACGUGCUGGAGCCGGCCACUGGAGGAAGGCAGCACACCCAGUCACACGUAGAGAUCCGGAUCACCGAGGGCUCGCUUGGGCAUAAAGAGCAGAAAGAUUCGGGGUUCCUCUGGGUGGAAGACCGGCCCCCCUGUGUGUCUGAGCUGCGGAUGAAGCUGGCACAGUUUGACUACGGCAAGAAGUGCUCUGAAAUAGCAGGGCGGACAGAGGGGAUGUCCGGCAGGGAGAUCUCCAAGCUGGGCGUUGCCUGGCAGGCGGCGGCGUACUCCUCUGAAGACGGCGUGCUGACCGAGGCCAUGAUCGACGCCCGGGUGGACGACGCGGUGAAGCAGCACCACCAGAAGAUGGACUGGCUGCGUGGAGAGGAGGAGGGUCAGGCCAAAAGCCUCACGCCCCCGCCCGCCGGGGCGGCGGGCAUCGGAGGGAAGAUGGGCUUUAACCUGCCGCUCAGCGAGGCGCCCCAAGCUCAGGAGCUGAUCAGCCAAGCCCUCGAGACGCACACGAAACCCGAGAGCGAGAGCGGGCCAGCCCCCGCCGACACGGAGCCGUCUGCGGCCGCCCCCCCGGCUGGACCGGACCGCGAGGAGGCCGUGAAAGCAGAGGCCAAGACCCCGGAGGAGAGCAAGAGUCAGCCCGAUGCUGCCACUGACAGUGACCACAAGACGGAGAAAGAGGACAAGGGUGCUACCCCUCCCCCGAAGGAUGGAACUCCCGUUUGAGUGUUCGUGAAGAGAUGAUUAGUGUCCGGCCCUCUCAACUGACGAGUCUGUCACUGCUAGCCAAAAGGGCCUGUUGGACUUUCUUAAUGACAUAAGAUUAGCUCACAGUUGAGAGAGAUAAACAGUUAACCUUUCAUAACACAAACGAUGCCUGGAAUUCCUUCAUUUUAAGAUAUUAUGCGUACAUCGUGAAAGUGUACUUUACAUAGAAACCAGACGGAGUGUCUGUAAUCACACUAUAAAUGUUGUGCAAAGUGAACUGUCUCUGAGUUAAUUAAAUGGAUCCACAUUUUCAUACGAAGCAAAGAUUCUGAAGUGAUUUCCACAACAAUAAAAUGCCGAACAUUGCCGAUGACCUCCACAAACAGAGCUACGGUUUGUUUGAUGGUAAUCCAUUCGGGACCUCAGCAUUUCCGAGUUUCUGAAAUGCUCAGAUCCACUGAGCUGAGAUGCACUGGACAGUGACACUGAGUGCCGAUGUUUGGCCUUUAUAAUCCCAUUUCAGCUUCAUUUCGUGUAUUCUCUCAUUAUUUUGUUACUCUUUAUUUCUUCAUGAGAGAAUCAGGUAGAACUGACAUUUCAGGUAUGGCCCUGAACAUGCAUUUUGCUCCAGAUAAACCAUGUUCCAGGACUCUUUCAAUGAAGCAGCAAUACAUGCAAUUCAUGAUGUGAA